UUCAUACCCAUAAAUCACUUGUCUUCUAAGCCAAAAAGAGAAAUGGAAACCACCGGAAAAGCGAAGAAGGGUGCCGGAGGAAGGAAGGGCGGUGGCCCAAGGAAGAAGUCGGUUACUCGAUCCGUCAAAGCUGGUCUCCAGUUUCCCGUUGGUAGAAUUGGGCGUUACCUUAAGGUCGGACGCUAUGCUAAACGUGUUGGAACCGGUGCUCCGGUCUACCUCGCCGCUGUUCUUGAAUACCUUGCCGCUGAAGUGUUGGAGUUGGCUGGAAAUGCUGCAAGGGACAACAAGAAGACCAGAAUAAUCCCUAGACACGUCCUUUUGGCCAUCAGGAACGACGAUGAACUUGGAAAGCUGUUGGGCGGAGUUACCAUUGCUCAUGGUGGUGUUCUUCCCAACAUCCACGCCGUGCUGUUGCCCAAGAAGUCUGCUACAACAGAGCCUAAAUCCCCAUCGAAGGCUGCAAAGUCACCAAAGAAAGCAGCAAAAACUCCAAAGAAAGCUGAAUAG
Lactuca saligna is the source of this 510-nucleotide messenger RNA. Lineage: Eukaryota; Viridiplantae; Streptophyta; Magnoliopsida; Asterales; Asteraceae. The record is from the annotation of a GenBank genome assembly.